AUGUUGGUCGCUCUCCUGGUCGUGUCCUCUCUCCUGUCCUCCACCUCUGCAGAGUGGGGUAGAGAGGAGUGCACCGUCGUGGAUUAUGACUGCGACGCCAAACCGUAUUUGUGCCAAGAAUCAUGCAGAGCCAAGGCCGCCUCAACGGGCAGUUGGAACUUCGACCAUUACUGCAAGGAUAACCUGAUUCUGCAGCCGAAGGAGUGCUGCUGCAUCGAGAAUGACAUUUCAGAUAAGAGGGCAAUGGGGAGGCCGAGAUGA
Miscanthus lutarioriparius is the source of this 261-nucleotide messenger RNA. NCBI's taxonomy places the organism in Eukaryota, Viridiplantae, Streptophyta, Magnoliopsida, Poales, Poaceae. The record is from the annotation of a GenBank genome assembly.